AUGGUGGCCUACCGGGGACAGAAUGGACUCAGCUAUACCUGAUAACCCCUGAUCUGUGGAAAAGCAGUGAGAGAUACACUGAAGACACAAUUCAAAGCAAAUGGCCCCAAAGACUUCUCUGGUAAUAGCAUAAAAAUUGUGAAAGUGGAAGACGAAAAAUCAACUCUGAGUAUAGCUUGAAAUGUUACAUUUUCAAGGUGAAGACAUGGGCACAUGUGAUGGUAAAUGGAAACCAAUGUCACUUCAUGGGGGAGGGACCGGUCAUGUUCUUAAUUGAUGAUGGUAAUAAACUGACUGUACAGUCCAUGCUUAAGAGUAAAUAAACAAAAUCACAGUUAAUUACUUCUGCAAAUCUUGUUCUUUAUUGUCGAUCUUGAUAAAUUACAGAACUAAUUCAUAAGAACAUAACACCACUGAUCUAGUUAUGCCAUUAUUUGGUAAACAGUAGGUAGCACCAAUGGAGGUUUUGUGAGAAGAAUAUUGUUUUAUCACAAUUGUUUCUUCUUGGAAAUAAAAUAAAUCUUAAUCUCAGUUUUUGAGUUCUACUCUGUGGUUGGUGCUACAAA
Messenger RNA from Heterocephalus glaber (naked mole-rat), 566 nucleotides. The record is from RefSeq and is a predicted model, not a curated record. NCBI's taxonomy places the organism in Eukaryota, Metazoa, Chordata, Mammalia, Rodentia, Bathyergidae.